This is a messenger RNA of Nannospalax galili (Upper Galilee mountains blind mole rat), 1261 nucleotides long. RefSeq names its product serine/threonine-protein kinase PLK1. The transcript has 4 exons. Bases 579 to 1013 code for a protein of 144 amino acids. Lineage: Eukaryota; Metazoa; Chordata; Mammalia; Rodentia; Spalacidae. The record is from RefSeq and is a predicted model, not a curated record. Gene Ontology annotation, molecular function: protein binding.
UAAAGGUGUGUGCCACCUUGCCCCAAAAAUAACUUUUAUUGUAAAUAAAAAUAAAGUCAUUACCAAAUUUCCUGCACCACAAGGCACAGAAAUCAGCAGACUUUCUCUAGAGUAGUAGAAUCUUUAAUCUUGAGUAGAUCAUUUAACAAAAGUCCAGUAAUCUUGUGGGGAGUUCAGUAAUCUUGCUAGCUCACAGUUUUGUCCCUAGUGUCUUCUGGUGUCACUGCCCUGACACCCACAGCCAGCACUUCCUAACCCCUUUACCCGUCUUAGUUCUCUUAAUUUUUUGCAUGCACUGAGUCCAGCAUCCUGGUGUAUCUGAAACUGAUGGUCUGCUCAGUUUCUUAAUCACUUUUACCUGGAGCACUAGGUAGUUCACCAGCCACUGACUCACCAUGACAGAGUAAGAGUGAAUCUGUUUGCCUAGCCCACUCCCGUGGGGUGGGCUGCCUGUGAAGACCAGAGGGAAGAGGCUGGCUUAACCAGUGAUCUGUUUGUUUCUGUUCCAGAGGAGGCUGAGGAUCCUGCCUGCAUCCCCAUCUUCUGGGUCAGCAAGUGGGUGGACUAUUCGGACAAGUAUGGCCUUGGGUCAGCUGUGUGACAACAGUGUUGGGGUGCUCUUCAAUGACUCAACCCGCCUUAUCCUUUACAAUGAUGGUGACAGCCUGCAGUACAUGAGUGAGAUGGCACAGAAACCACCUCACUGUGAUUUCCCACCCCUUGAUGAAGAAGAUCAUGCUCCUCAAGUAUUCUGCAAUUACAUGAGCGAACACCUGCUAAAGACAGGCGUCAACAUCAUUCCCCAGGAAGGCGAUGAGCUGGCCCGCCUGCCCUACUUGCGAACAUGGCUUCGAACAUGCAGUGCCAUCAUCCUGCAUCUCAGCAACGGACCACACCAAACUCAUCCUGUGCCCGCUGAUGGCCGCAGUUACCUACAUCGACGAGAAGAGGGACUUCUGAACAUACUGCCUAAGCCUCUUGGAGGAGUAUGGCUGCUGCAAGGAGCUGGCUAGCCAGCUGCGCUAUGCCCGCACCAUGGUGGACAAGCUGCUGAGCUCCUGUUCAGCCUGCAACCUCCUCAAGGCCUCCUCCUAGGCCUCCCUCCCUUGGACUGGUGCCCUUUCACUCUACUAGCCCUGGGCCUGUGCUGCUGGGCUCCUGGGGCUGCUGUCAGUGCCUCCUGGCCCUGGGCAGAGAGCUGUGCCAUCCUUGUAGGGGUUACUGUGUAAGUUAUUUUUGUACAUGUUGGGUGUGGGUUCCU